This is a messenger RNA of Penicillium malachiteum, 639 nucleotides long. RefSeq lists its product as uncharacterized. The transcript is spliced from 3 exons. Gene Ontology annotation, cellular component: cytoplasm; nucleus. The record is from RefSeq and is a predicted model, not a curated record. Bases 1 to 639 code for a protein of 212 amino acids. NCBI's taxonomy places the organism in Eukaryota, Fungi, Ascomycota, Eurotiomycetes, Eurotiales, Aspergillaceae.
AUGAAGUUCCUCUGUUUACAUGGCGCGAGUACCAACUCCGAGAUCUUCGAGAUCCAAACUGGUGGAUUGAGACAGCAACUUUCGAAAAAAGGUCACACAUUCAAGUUCAUGAAUGGCAGACUCGCGUCGCCAGUUGAAGGGGAACUCGAGGGCGUGGUAGACGGUCCAUUCUUUAACCAUUAUGAUCGCGACACUAGCCCAGGCGCAACAGUCGGCGAAGCAAUCGAACACACACAACGUUUCAUUGAAGAACAAGGACCUUUUGAUGCCGUGAUGGGCUUCUCACAAGGUGCUGCCCUCGCUGCUGCAAUGAUCAUCGAGCAUGCAAAGACCCACCCAGGUCAACCACCACUUUUCCGGGCCGCGGUCUUUUUGUGUGGCGCGUCGCCUUGGGAAAGCUCCGGCUUGAUGCUUAUCCAUCCCACACCGGAUACGUAUCCGAUUAAUAUCCCCACUGCCAAUGUUGUGGGACGUCAGGAUCCGAUCUAUGAAGCUAGUAUGAAGCUUUAUGGACUUUGUGAGCCUUCCAAGGCGAUGCUAUAUGAUCAUGGCUCUAGGCAUAUGAUCCCCUUCGAUAUGAAGCAUACGGAGGGGAUGAUUAAGGUUAUCGAGGACACAAUUGCGAAGGCUGUGCUUUAG